AGCUACCAAAAGUGUAUUAUCUCAUCACUCUACUUUCAUUCUCACAUGAAGAUUCACAUGUAAAAUGUUCUAAAACAUACAUAAAAUUUCCAUGCAUUUUCACAUCUUAGUUCUAUAAAUAGCUCAAACUUAAUAACUUCAUUAUAAAUCAACUCAUUACAAAAAAAAACCUCUCAUUAUAAUUACCCUCCUCCAAUAUAAGCUAGCCAUGACUAUACAAGAGAGAAAGGUAGUUGAUGAGGUCUCUGGCUGGCUUAGGAUCUUUGACGAUGGUUCGGUCGACCGAACCUUUUUCGGCCCACCCGAGGCCAAGUUUAUGGUCGAUCCAGUUCCGGCCCAUGAAGACUUUGUCAAUGGGGUGGCAGUCCGUGAUGUGGAUCCCAAAAUGGGUCCUCGGGUCCGGAUAUACAUGCCGGAAACCCUGCCUGAGGAUGACCCCAAUGAGAAGCUACCUAUAGUUGCCCACUUUAUCGGUGGUGGGUUUUGUGUAAGCCAGGUCGAUUGGUUUAUGUACUAUGCUGUUUACACCCAGUUAGCAAGGAUGGGUCGGGUCAUUGUGGUCUCGGUUUAUCUCCCAUUAGCACCUGAAAACCGACUUCCUGCUGCCAUUGAUGACGGGCUUUCAGCCCUUUUAUGGCUUUCCUCAUUGGCCCGAUCUCAGGCCCACGAGUCAUGGCUCACAAAGAAGGGGGACUUUGGACGAGUUUUUCUAAUUGGGGAUAGUUCGGGUGGUAAUUUAGUGCAUGAAAUAGGGGUCCGAGCAGGGAAAACUGAUUUAAGUCCAUUAAAAUUAAGCGGGUUAAUCCCGGUUCAUCCAGGAAUAGCCCGAGCCACAAGGAGUCGAUCCGAGUUAGAAAUGCCCCAAACCCCAUUUUUAACUCUAGACAUGGUGGAUAAGCUUCUAAGCCUAGGUUUACCAAUUGGAAGCACCAAAGAUCACCCAAUAACAUGUCCAAUGGGUCCCACAGCUCCUUCACUAAGUGGGCUCCACUUACCUCCAAUUAUGUUUUGUGUAGCUGAUCAAGAUUUAUUUAUUGACACACAAAUGGAGUUUUAUGAGUCAUUAAAAGAUGCAGGGAAGAAAGUUGAACUGUUUGUGAGUAAUAAUAUGACUCAUACCUUUUACUUGAAUAAGAUGGCAGUAGAUCAUGAUCCUGAGAUUAAAGUCCAAACUGAAACACUUUUUCAAGCAAUAAUUAAUUUUAUAAGAAAACAUUGAGAAGUUAAAUAGGCAAGCAAAUAAUCAACUAUUGAUGUUUUGAUAUUCAAAUGUAUACUUAUGUUACGUAAAGGGGUUUGCUAUCUAUGUUUGGUAAGGAGUCUCUAUCGAUUAUGUUUAUUUUGCAUGUGAUGCCGUUUAUAAAAUAUAUACUAUUUUCCUUGUUAUACUUUGGUGUAAUGAAAUAUACAUGAUUAAUCUUGAGUUUUAGAUAUAAAAGCUUUUAAUAUCGAUGAAGAAAAUAAGUACCAUUAAGACAAACGUUUU
Molecule: messenger RNA, 1486 nt
Organism: Amaranthus tricolor (Joseph's coat)
Lineage: Eukaryota; Viridiplantae; Streptophyta; Magnoliopsida; Caryophyllales; Amaranthaceae
Product: probable carboxylesterase 6
Exons: 1
Coding region: 209-1219 (336 amino acids)
Molecular function (GO): hydrolase activity
Source: RefSeq, a predicted model, not a curated record